AGCCAGGCGUGAGCAAUCGGCGACCGAGCGGCGGGGCGGGGCGAGGUAGGGCGGGACCUGCUCCUCCCGCGGUGCCGCGCACCUGCGUGCCGGGUGCGCCUGCGGCGGCUUUGGGUCGCAGACCGGAGGCGGCGGCCGGGAAGAAGUCCCUGAACAGAGAUCUUGUUAUAGAAGUUCACACAAAAUACUGAAAUGUCAGGUUCCACAGCAUUUAAGAUGAGACUAGUUCAUUUGGACUUUAAAGGAGCUCCACCAAAGGUCUCAUAUCUCGCGGAGAUCUUUCCGCUCUUCCGAGCUCUGGGUGCGAAUGGCCUCCUCAUUGAGUAUGAAGACAUGUUUCCUUACGAGGGCCACCUGAGUCAGUUGAGGGCCGUGCACGCAUACAGCCCCGCCGAAGUCACAGAAAUCCUGCGUCUGGCCAGACUCAGUAAACUGGAGGUCGUUCCCUUGGUGCAGACGUUUGGACACAUGGAGUUUGUGCUGAAGCAUUCAGCAUUCGCGCACCUCCGGGAAGUGGCACUCUUCCCCAACACCCUCAACCCUCACAAGGCAGAGUCCCUGGCCCUGGUGAGCGCCAUGAUUGACCAGGUCCUAGGGCUGCACAAAGGCACCUGCUGGCUCCACAUCGGGUGUGAUGAGGUCUACUACCUGGGUGAAGGGGAGACCUCUAAACAGUGGCUGCAGCAGGAGCAGAACAGCCAGGCCAAGCUGUGUCUGUCCCACAUCUGGGCAGUGGCCAGCCAUGUGCUGAGCCAGCACCCCAGCACAACACCCCUGGUGUGGGAUGAUAUGCUGCGGGACAUUCCCCAAGAUCAGCUCGCAGCAUCUGGGGUGCCGCAGCUGGUGGAGCCCGUGCUCUGGGACUACAGUGCCGACCUAGAUGUCAACUCCAAGGUCCUCCUGAUGGAAAAGUACCGGGAGUGCGGCUUUCUGCGUCUGUGGGCAGCCAGUGCCUUCAAGGGGGCCACGGGAGCCAGCCAGGUCAUACCCCCAGUUCAGCACCACCUUGGGAACCAUGCACAGUGGCUACAGGUGGCAGACAGUGGGCCAGUGGAUGCACUGCAGGGCAUCAUCUUGACCGGCUGGCAGAGGUAUGACCACUUCUCGGUGCUCUGCGAGCUGCUCCCCGUGGGCAUCCCGUCCCUGGCUGCCUGUCUGCAGCUGCUCCUCCAUGGAGGAUUUGCUGAGGAUGUGAAAUCGAGAGUGGAAAACCUCCUUGGGGUUUCAAGCCCAGGAGGAACAGAUGCCGUAAGUGUGGGAGCCAGCUCCUUCCCUGGCAGUGAUGUUCACACCCUCGUCACACAAGUCAGCCUCCACCUGCGCAGCUCUGUAGACGCACUGCUGGAGAGGAACAGGUAUGUGACUGGCUGGUUCAGCCCCUACCAUCGCAGGCGGAAGCUCAUCCACCCAGUCAUGCUCCAGCACAUCCAGCCCGAGGCACUCAGCCUCCUGGGCAGGUGGGGUACCCUGGUGCAGCAGUUGGAGGUGGCGCUGCAAUGCAUCUUCUACCCCGACACCGUAGAGGAGUGGCUGGAGGAGAAUGUGCACCCUAGUAUGCAGCGGCUGCAGGGCCUGCUGCAGGACCUCACCGAGGCAGCCAUACCCCUGCCACUGCCUCCCAGCCCUGCCGGGGAUGUGGGUCAAGACCCCUGAGGGGCUCCUGCCAUGGGCUGGGGGCUGUGCUCUUGGCCUAAGUGGGCUGAAGGGAGCUUUACAUUCUGUGUCCUCCUGCUGCACCUGGACAAGGCCCAGGGCUCACAGUGCGGGCAAUGGAAAACACCAAAGGAAAAGGCACACAGGACCUGUUUAUGAUGUGCAUAGAGAACUUUUAUUAAUUCAUCUGAAAUAAAAAUACUACCAGUUGCCAAGUCCCGCUAACAGAAA
Molecule: messenger RNA, 1884 nt
Organism: Cavia porcellus (domestic guinea pig)
Lineage: Eukaryota; Metazoa; Chordata; Mammalia; Rodentia; Caviidae
Gene: Hexd
Product: hexosaminidase D
Exons: 13
Coding region: 193-1653 (486 amino acids)
Biological process (GO): carbohydrate metabolic process
Molecular function (GO): hexosaminidase activity
Source: RefSeq, a predicted model, not a curated record